AUGCUCAAGAAUGCUUUACACGCACCAACCUUCCCGGCGAGUCUGUUCUCAGUACGUGCAGCCACUGAUGAGAAUGCGAAGGUCGUCUUCACCAAAGAUACAGCUAAACUCAUCGCCAACCAUACUCGAUUCAACAUCCAUAAGCAAGGUUGCCUUUAUUACCUACCGACAGUUACGAAUGACACAGCGAGCAUAACCAGAUCUCUUGCUGAUUGGCACAAAGCUCUUGGCCACAUGAACAACGAGGACAUUCUCAAACUAGAGUCUUUCACUCGCGAAAUGAAGAUCACAGAAACCAAAAGCAAACAAUCGUGCACCACAUGCAAUGAGCAUAAGAUGACAAAGUUACCAAAGUCCCAAGAUGAUCCUCCCGUAUGCUACGCACCACUUGAACGAGUACACACUCAUGUUUGUGGACCAAUCUAUCCAGUUCCACGAGAAGGCUACAAGUAUAUUAUCAACUUCAUUGACGAAUUCUCAAGCAUGCUCUUCGUCUACUUCCUACGUUUCAAAGACGAAGCAUCUCAAGCAUUGAAAAAAUUCCUUGUUCAUGUGGCCAAGAUUGGGCGCGCCCACAAGAAAUCCGCAGUGAUAACGGCGGAGAAUACAUGGGUCAAGCCUUCCAACAAAUCCUACUCGAUAACAGCAUCAAACAUACCACCACAGCACCACACUCUCCAUAUCAAAACGGCAAAGGGAAAUAAAUCGAAAUUACAGCAGAGAGGAUUCCCUGGGGUCUAUCUUGGUGUCAACCCAAUGAGCCAGGGUUAUUUCAUCCUAAACCUAAAGAACCAAGGAGUGAUUACAACACGAAAUGCCCACAUUGAAGAUAUCAUCUUCGAAAAACCAGCUACAGGAGUAUCACCGCCGCAGCCAGACCAUCUCGAAUUGCCCGACACCUCCGCGAUCAAGGACGAGCCAAAUACAAAUGAAAAAGAACCACGACUAGCUGAAACCGAGGAAAAUUCAUCCGAUGCAAAUGCAGAACGCCCACGACGCGAUAUACGUCCACCAAAACGCUUUGCAGACUAUUACUUGACAGUCAACGUCGACUACGCCUAUGCUGCCGUGCCCAUUAUACCCACUUCUUAUGAAAAAGCAGUUAACUCAGAAAACGCCAAAUUACGGAAAGCUGCCAUGGUUGCGGAAAUCCAGACUCUCGAGCAGAAUCAGACGUGGGACUAUCCCCUUUGCCACAAGGUAGAACCGAACCAAAAGGACGAUGGGUAUACACAAUCAAACAAGGAAAGUCCGAAAGUGAAGUGCAAUAUAAGGCUCGAUAUGUCGCAAAAGGGUACUCACAAACCCAAGGUGUCGACUACGAUGAGACAUAUUCACCAACAACUCGCUUCACAUCAAUUCGAGCUUUACUACAAAAAGCUGCUAACGAAGGUCUACACUUACAUUAAAUGGAUGUGA
Dendronephthya gigantea is the source of this 1419-nucleotide messenger RNA. RefSeq lists its product as uncharacterized. NCBI's taxonomy places the organism in Eukaryota, Metazoa, Cnidaria, Anthozoa, Malacalcyonacea, Nephtheidae. The record is from RefSeq and is a predicted model, not a curated record. The coding region runs from base 1 to 1419 and encodes 472 amino acids. Gene Ontology annotation, molecular function: nucleic acid binding. The transcript is spliced from 2 exons.